AUGCGGUUGAGGGAAGAGGAGGACAUGCGACUGAAGCGCUUGCAGGAGAGCGCACAAAUGUCGGAGUGGGUGGCGAAGGAGGGGGAUUUCAGGCUGGAGCAGGAGAGGCGGCGAGCGGCGAUUCGCAUCAAGGAGAAGAGGGCGAAGGCCAUCGACUUCUUGGCGAUGAACCUCAAGUAUGUGAACCCGCCUACGGAAGAGGAAGAAGAAGAGGAGAAUGAGGAUGCAGGUCUGGAGAUUGACUUGGACGAGCCGUACAAGAUAUUCGAUAACCUUACGCCCGACCAAACUGAGGAGCUUCACGAGGAUAUCGAGCGCUAUCUCACUCUCGAGCACAGCGACGUGAAUAUUGACUUCUGGACCAACAUGAUGGUCGUCUGCAAAGAUCGCCUUGAAAGGAUAAAGGCCGACCAACGCCUCGGUCUUGCUGCUGCUGCGGCGGUUGAAGCCGAUAUAGCCGCCCUGUUGUCGGGCAAGACUUACGAGCAGCUAUCCUCACUGCAGCGCCAGGUCCACGAGAAGUUGACGAGCGGCGAACCUGUGGAUACAGAUUACUGGGAGGGCCUGCUGCAGAAGCUGUUGGUCUGGAAAGCCAAGGCCAAGCUGAAGAGUCUUCACGAAGUGGUCGUCCGCAAUCGCCUGGAGCAGUUACGAAAGCGCCAGCGUGACCAGGCCUUGCAGGCGCAGGAAGAGCUAUUGGGAAAGGCGGCUGCUGCUUCCAAGCUUGUGCAACCUGCUGUACAGGACGUGGUCGAGGACGAAGCGGAGCCUUACGAUCGAGCUAUGAGUCCUCAGCCCAUUGACAUCCUCAAUUUGCCUGCAGAGGAGCGCGACAUUGACAUACUCACGCAGAAGGAGGCUCUCGCCGCGCUCAUCCGUCAACGUCGCGAAGUUGCUGCCUCGCGCUUUGUCGCCAAGCCCUCCCAACCCGUUGUCGAAGAGCCCGAGGUCGUCGCGGAAGAAGCGCCCAGCAACGCUGACCUCGCGUCCGAGGCUCUAUAUCGUGCGGAAGCCGAGAAAGACCUCGACGAGGAGGAGGAGUUGUUCAACAUGGAGGAAUCCAUUCAGCGUCCGACGACGUAUACCUGGGAAGACAAGUUCCGCCCGCGCAAGCCACGGUACUUCAAUCGCGUGCAUACGGGCUACGAGUGGAACAAGUACAAUCAGACGCAUUACGAUACGGAUAACCCGCCCCCGAAGGUGGUGCAGGGGUAUAAGUUCAACAUAUUCUAUCCGGACCUCAUCGACAAGAGCAAGGCGCCAACCUACAAGAUCAUCAAGGAGCCAGGCAAUGAGGAGACGGUGCUGUUGAUGUUCAGCGCGGGUCCGCCGUAUGAGGACAUCGCGUUCCGCAUCGUCAACCGCGAGUGGGAGUUCUCGCAUAAGAGGGGCUUCAAGAGCAGCUUCGACCGUGGAUGCCUUUCCUUGUGGUUCCAGUUCAGGCGCAACUUCUAUCGGAAGUAA
Molecule: messenger RNA, 1464 nt
Organism: Schizophyllum commune H4-8
Lineage: Eukaryota; Fungi; Basidiomycota; Agaricomycetes; Agaricales; Schizophyllaceae
Exons: 7
Coding region: 1-1464 (487 amino acids)
Biological process (GO): mRNA cis splicing, via spliceosome
Cellular component (GO): spliceosomal complex; cytoplasm
Molecular function (GO): protein binding
Source: RefSeq, a predicted model, not a curated record